AUGAAGCUUCAACUGGGAAUUGCCCUUUUAUGCAUUAUUUGCUUAAUCUGGACUCAAGAAAUUCUUUGCGAUGAACCUUUUACUACAUCUAGCACAAACAAGUGGACAUGUACCUGUUCUUCUGCAUAUCAAGGGAACCAGAGCUUUGCUAUCUCGACUAAUUGUUCUUCAUCCUGUGAUUGCAGUCUUGCUGCAGGAGGAUCAAAUGGAAACAAAUGGAUAUGCAUUUGUGCUGCUGAUGGAUUCCCUAAAUUGGCUGCUGAUAGUAAUGAUACAAACUGUUUCACGACCUGCAAUUGUAAUUCAGGAUCUUCAAGUGGGUCGCAAUCUUCGAACAAGCGUAUUUCCAGCAAAGUUGUUCUGCCCAUUCUCCUACUAUGUGUAAUACUAGCAACUCUUGCAUUCAUUGCUUCGGUAAGGGACGAAUGUCCUACUCAACGGCCUCUAUUCUCACCAGAAAAAGAUACCAGAUGCAACAGUUCUACCAACCUAAUAAGCCAUAGAUUUUCUUCAGUGUCGGACUACAAAAUCUAUUUAGGUUCCCCAGUCAAUCCUAUCUCAGGGUGCAUUCACAAGGCUUCUUUCUCAUUCAGAAGCAAAGCAAGAACAAUGCCUGGAACAAUUAUACAGUUUUCAUAUUCUGAUUUGGAAAAUGCAACGUAUAAGUUCUCUGACUCUACUUUGAUAGGAGCUGGGGGAAGCAGCCACGUUUACUGUGGCCAUCUUAAAGAUGGUGGAACUGUGGCAAUCAAGAGAAUAAAAGCUCAGGGAGGGCCAGAUGCAGAAUCUCUAUUUUUGACAGAGAUUGAAGUGAUAUCAAGACUCCAUCAUUGUAAUGUGGUACCUUUGCUUGGCUACUGCUCAGAGUACCAAGGAAAACAAGUUGAGAGGCUGCUAGUAUUUCAGUACAUGACCAAAGGUAAUCUGAGAGAGUGUCUGAAUGGGGCCUCAGGCAUAUGCCUGGACUGGGGUGCUCGGGUUGCAAUUGCACUUGGAGCUGCAAGGGGCCUGGAAUAUCUCCAUGAAGCAGCUGCUCCGAGAAUCUUGCAUAGAGAUGUCAAAUCUACAAACAUUCUUUUGGAUGAGAACUGGACUGCCAAGAUUACUGAUCUUGGUAUGGCUAAACAUUUAACAACUGAUGGCCUACCCAGUAGUUCCAGUUCUCCUGUAAGAAUGCAGGGGACAUUUGGCUAUUUUGCACCUGAAUAUGCAAUUAUUGGAAGAGCUUCUCUGAAGUCAGAUGUUUUCAGUUUUGGGGUAGUUCUUCUUGAGCUAAUUAGUGGCCGGCAACCCAUCCGUAAGACAGCCAACAAUGGGGAAGAGAGCCUUGUCAUAUGGGCUACACCUCGUUUGCAGGAUAGUGGGCGAGUAAUUUUGGAGUUGCCUGAUCCGAAUCUGAAAGGAAAUUUCCCAGAAGAAGAGAUGCAGAUAAUGGCUUACUUGGCAAAGGAGUGCCUGUUGUUGGAUCCUGAUUCUCGACCAACCAUGAGUGAGGUUGUUCAAAUCCUUUCAACUAUUGCAUCAGAAAGAUCGAAAAGGAGAUACACCCCAGUAAAACUGCUUCAGAGCUCGUCAAGUCGUUGCACGAAAAGUGAAAUAGUGAUGGAGAGGUCUGACAAACUAAUUCAGGAUCCUAUUGAUGUUGAGGACCUAAGGCGAAUCUCAUCCAAUAAAUGGUCACCGCGAUCUUCAUUGCAGUCAAAUAUUGACCGUACUCUCUGUGUUGUGCAGAAUGGGAAAGAAUCAGAUGCUGUUUCUUCUGAGUAUACAGACAGAUUGACCCUCUUAUCUUCAAAUGCUAGAAGUUGCCGUUCUGGAGAUGAUGAAGCAGUGGACUUAACUGAGCCCCGGUUUGAAUCAUUUCGUAUGACACAUGUUAUGUCCCCCAGAUAGUUGAAGAUGCUACAACAGAACCAGCAAAUAUGAGUUUUCGACUUUUCGUUACACUGAUGUUCGCAAUACAGUGUAUUCAGGUUACUUCCCUUCUUGCUCUUCUUAGAAUCUGUAAAUCAGGAUGAAGAAAGCAUUUUUAGCAUAGACGGGCCAUUUACAAUGCCAUGUUUUGACCUUUAUUUUUUGGGAGUAUUACAGUCAGGGGUAUCCGGGCAAAUCACAGGUUUGUGGAAUAACAAUAUAUGUAGUUUUAUUGUUGAUUGCACUUUUUUUUAGUGCGGA
Ilex paraguariensis (yerba mate) is the source of this 2175-nucleotide messenger RNA. Lineage: Eukaryota; Viridiplantae; Streptophyta; Magnoliopsida; Aquifoliales; Aquifoliaceae. The record is from the annotation of a GenBank genome assembly.